Messenger RNA from Phytophthora sojae, 1314 nucleotides. RefSeq lists its product as hypothetical. NCBI's taxonomy places the organism in Eukaryota, Oomycota, Peronosporomycetes, Peronosporales, Peronosporaceae. The transcript has 2 exons. The record is from RefSeq and is a predicted model, not a curated record. Bases 1 to 1314 code for a protein of 437 amino acids.
AUGAAGGUCUUCGUUCCCAUCGUCGUGGCUGCGGUCACCUUUUCGCCCGCUUCCGGCGCUACGGAAUGGAUCGAUGCUCUGACUCCGAUCAAAAAUGACGACGCGUACCACAUGAGCUACGUUCACAUGGUGCACGCUCGAGUUCAGAGUGACGCCCCGCUUUCGAACGACACGAUGGGCGCCUUCGGCUCCAAGUAUUACGACACCGCCGAGGAGCAGUUCCGCGGGUUGCUGGACACUGUGAACACCGCCUCUGUCGAAGGCGCACUGAUGUACGUCCAAGCUGAAGGCAUCGACUACCGAGUCCGAAACGAGACUGGCACUUGCAAACGGAAGAACAACAUUAAGUACGUCGUCUUCUACGACAUUGUCUUCGCGCAAACCAACGAGACGCUGGCGGAGUACGAGAGCGAGUACGGCCCCUUCUUGGCUAUGGACGGCGAUCGGUGCAACCAGGUGCAUGGCACCGAGUCGGAGGAGUGUCUGUCACUGAACGGCGACGCCACUCUCGGCGUGCCCAACGUUGGGCCGUUCAUCGGCGGUCAGCAAGAAAACGACCGACCCGCGCGCGCCACCCCCACCUGCCGCGCCAGCACUCGCCAGGGUCUCUGCAACAUGAACACUCUGCCGGACGGCAUCACGUGCACGUACAACUACCGCGUGCUUGGGUACGUUCCACUCGACGACGUUGUCGGCAUCACCGCCAUGCCCAACUCGGCCAAAACGGGAACGUACGCCAACUUCAGUGAGUUCUGCUUGGACGGAGGCAUUGAGUUCAAGACAAACACUGAUGGUGCAGUCCUUGACAACAUUGACUUCUGGGAUAACCCUCUGGAUACGGACGCAAAUACCGCCCGGGCACAGACCCUUCUCGACACCUACGAAACCCUGCUAUCAACGAAGACGUCUACACAGAUCAGUAGCGAAGUCAUUGGCCACAUGACCGCUCUUCCGACUGUGGACGACCUCGUCGCUGAAAACCCGCCUUGCUACAAGAACAUCAAGGAGUGCGCCGAGGCAACUCAUGGCUGCAAGCGCGACCUGUACGGCCAGGUCUGCACUGUGUGCACGAACGAUAGUGCUGGAUGUGAGAAGGUGCAGGAUGAGUUUGCCUUCCCGACGCUAGCGAAGGGCACAGUACCUGAGGCCUCGAGUAGCAGCUCGUCAGCUACCGGCAGUAGCACAACUGAUGACACAACUCCGACUCUAACCCCCACGACGGCGAGUGCCAGCACCACAUGGGGUGCCGCAAACGCUGCGCUGACAAUCGGUGCGCUGGUCGCUUCAUUUGGUCUCACCUUCCUGAUGGCCUAG